CGAACCAAUCACAGAGCUCUAUUCAACGUUGUGCGUUCGAUUUGCUACUUCACUUAAGCAAGCAUCGUUUGUGAAUACGGGCGUUAGACACCUUAGUAAUUCUGACUGAAGUAAUUUUUAAAAUUAUGUAGAUUAUUCUCUCUCCCAGAUAAAAUAUGACCAUGCGAAGUAUGCAUGAUGUAACUGGUUCCAUGUCCUUUGAGCAAUCAACUAAAAAAUAUUCGGCUUCAUAAUUAUUAUAUUAUAACAUUCAAAAUACAAAUAAGCAAAGCUAUCGACCUUAUAAAUAUGAGUAAUCGGAGAAACUCUAUAAUCGCCUUAAAGAUUUUAGACUAAUCCGGACGUGUGUUCGUCAAAAUGAACAAUAUUAUUAUUAGUGUUUUAGUUUUAGUGGGUUUGAUUGAUUUUGGAUAUUCAGAUGUGGUAUCAUCGAUAACAAAAUGUACAGCAGCUGAUUCGAAGUGCAUCGCGCAAUCUUCUCAAGUAAUCAUCCCAAUUUUUGCCAAAGGCAUUCCUGAACUAGGCGUCGAAAAGCUAGAUCCUUUGCUUUAUAAAGGAACUAUUGACGCAAGCACCGCUGGGCUGAAGCUGCUUCUGUCAAAUAUGACAUUUACCGGAUUGAAGGAUUGUGUCAUAAAGGAAGCUCAACGAGAUAAAGCCAAAUCAAAGAUAGAAGGGAAGCUCCUGUGUGACGUAGACGCAAAUGGAAUCUACGAAAUAAGCGGUAAACUGCUCAUAGUGACGGUUCGCGGACAAGGAAACAUACAUGUUGUGCUUCGGAAAAUUCUAAUCAGCAUUGAAGCCGAUCUAGCCGACAAAGUUGGCAAAGACGGCAAGACGUACUGGAAUGUCAAACGAUUCUCUCACACCUACGAACUUCAGGACAAGGCUGACGUGGAAUUCGAGAACUUAUUUACAGGGAACGACGUGUUAGGACAAGCUGCGAGUCAAGUCAUAGCUAACAGUGGGAAUGAAAUCGUUCUUGAGGUUGGCCCACCCGUGGUCAAAGCACUGGUCACUAGAGUGGUCGUGAACAUCAAGAAGUUCUUCAGCAACGUCCCCGUUGAAGACCUGAGCUUAGACUAAACAUGAGAGACAAGUGGACUUAAGAUUAAUCAUAAAUUUUAAAGGUUAACUCAGUCAGUGAGGUAUGGGAGCGGAAUGAGAGGGUGAUUGUCGGCCGUUUGGUGUAGUGGUUCAGAGCGGACUACUAUGCCGAGAGGUCCCGGGUUCGAUUCCCGGCCGGGCAGAAAUUGAAAUGAUGAAUUUUAAUUUAUGUGACGGGUCUGGGUGUUACUAUGUAUAAUAUGUAUAUAUUUAAAAAAAAAAGUAUAUAAGUAGUAUAUCCGUUAAGCUAGCACCCAUAACACAAGCAUUAAGUUGCUUACUUUGGGGCUAGCUGGCGCUGUGUGAAAUUGUCCAAAGAUUUAUUUAUUUAUUUAUUUAUUUGUAGGCUGUGACAUGUCAUAAUAUGUCAAAACUACCCCUCCCGUGCCGCUCCAAUACCUUAGUUGUGACCUUAGUGAGUUUGUUCCGGCACUUGCCAUAAUUAUGUUUAUCUCGAAGCGCUGGUAGGACCCCAAAGAUAAGGAGACAUGUAAAGUGCCCCAUAAGGGCUACCUUUUUUAUAUAAACUAUAUUUUGACGUUCAUAAGUGCCACUUGUGGUCUAAAUUGAAUAAAUUUUUUUGAUAUUGAUUUUGAUUUAGGCACUGGCUGAGUUAAGUGCUUUACCUACUUCUAUUAGAUUACUAUGUAUUAUGAUGGUUAUUUCGAAGUUGCAUAGUUAAAUAAGUAUUGCCGUGCAUUAUUCAGACA
Molecule: messenger RNA, 1817 nt
Organism: Ostrinia nubilalis (European corn borer)
Lineage: Eukaryota; Metazoa; Arthropoda; Insecta; Lepidoptera; Crambidae
Product: circadian clock-controlled protein daywake-like
Exons: 5
Coding region: 358-1086 (242 amino acids)
Source: RefSeq, a predicted model, not a curated record